This is a messenger RNA of Rotaria socialis, 861 nucleotides long. NCBI's taxonomy places the organism in Eukaryota, Metazoa, Rotifera, Eurotatoria, Philodinida, Philodinidae. The record is from the annotation of a GenBank genome assembly.
AUGGCAUCGAAAAAAUCUGAAAUCGAUGAAUUAGUGGAACAGACUGGCGCCAUGGCCCUUAAUCCUAAUAAUACAACCAGCAGUCAAACCGCCGACUAUUAUCGCAAUCAAAAAGAAACAGAUAGAAUUAAUUUUGCUCGUCUGGAAAAAGGAUUGUUACUAUUCAUUUAUGUUUAUGAAACAUCCAAAAGUACUUUAGCAACGGAAAUGUUUUUCUGGGAUCAUCGAAUCUGUGUGAACGUGAUCACAACGGGUAAAUGUUCGAAGUCUUCUGAUAAAUGUCGUAGUGAACAUCAAAGUUCGUAUCGACAAACGAAUCUUUGUCCAUACUGGUAUAUCAAUAAUCGAUGUACUUUUGGUUCGAACUGUCAAAAUUCUCAUCGAUUGGAAGAAGUACCAAAUGAGCAUCGUUAUAUUCGCACAGAAACCGAAGUUGACGUUUUCAAAUUGCUCCGAUUCAUUCGAAAUUUUGCUGGACAUUACAUUGACUCCAUUAUCGCGGAUCAACAACAACUCCACAAGGAUAUUCUUGUAGUUAUGCUGCAUUUGGUACAUGCCUUAAGUCGUAAAAAUGCUCGAUCUAUCGAACAUCUUCAUUUAUUCUUGGAGAAAACGACUGUAAAUCAAAUGAUUUCAGAAGAAAAUCUUCUUUCCGAACUUGAAAAACCAUUCAGUGUACCAGAAGUAUUCUUUGAUCUUCGUCUCAAUUAUAAUGCAACUUGGUAUCGACCAACUGGCAACAAACGAGAUGUGAAUUUCAAUCAAUUGUCGCCGGGAUUUGUCACUUAUUUUAACGGAAUCUUUCUUGACUACUAUCAAGGGCGUCUGAAAUCGCGAGGUGCCAAGCCAGCAUGGUGUUGA